This is a messenger RNA of Lagopus leucura (white-tailed ptarmigan), 1228 nucleotides long. RefSeq names its product gem nuclear organelle associated protein 2 (gene GEMIN2). Gene Ontology annotation, biological process: spliceosomal complex assembly; spliceosomal snRNP assembly. NCBI's taxonomy places the organism in Eukaryota, Metazoa, Chordata, Aves, Galliformes, Phasianidae. Gene Ontology annotation, cellular component: nucleus; SMN complex; spliceosomal complex. The transcript has 10 exons. The record is from RefSeq and is a predicted model, not a curated record. The coding region runs from base 25 to 816 and encodes 263 amino acids.
CUGGCGGCUGCGGCCGGCGGGGUGAUGGAGUCGGCCGUGGAGGAGCUGAUGCCGCGGCUGCUGCCCGUUGGGGACUGCGACCUGCCCGACGACUUCGACCCCACCGUGCCGCCCCGGACGCCGCAGGAGUACCUGAGGCGCGUUCAGAUUGAAGCAGCGCGAUGCCCAGAUGUGGUCGUGGCACAAAUAGACCCCAAGAAGCUAAGAAAGAAGCAGACGGUAAACAUUGCAAUUUCUGGAUGUCAGCCUGCUCCAGAAGGAUACUCUCCAACACUCAAGUGGCAGCAGCAGCAAGUGGCCAAUUUCUCAUCUGUUCGUCAGAGCCUGAACAAGCACAGACAUCACUGGCGGUCACAGGAUUUGGACAGCAAUGUUAACAUGCCCAAAUUAGAGGAUGAAGAAGGUUGGAAGAAGUUCUGCCUGGGUGAAAGAGUGUACUCAGAAAUAGAUGCAGAAUCUGAUAAUGAACAUCUAGGAAUUGAUUACAUAAAGGUUGGCUUUCCUCCUUUGCUAAGUAUUGUAAGCAGAAUGAAUCAGGCCACAGUAACCAGUGUCUUAGAAUACCUGAUCAGCUGGUUUGGAGAGAAAAAAUUUACUCCAGAACUGGGUAGAUGGUUUUAUGCACUGUUGGCAUGCCUUGAAAAACCUUUGCUACCUGAAGCUCACUCCCUUAUUCGACAGUUGGCAAGGCGGUGCUCAGAAGUGAGAGUACUAGAGGAGAACAAGAACGAAGAGCAAGUUUCAGCUCUGAAUCUCUUAAUCUGCUUAGUUAGCAGGUACUUUGAUCAACGCGAUUUAGCUGAUGAACCCUCCUAGACUUCUCUGAGAAAACCAUUUUCUGUUGCAAAGCACAGAGUAGUACAAAUAGUACAAACAGUGUACAGGUCUGAAGCGUGCAGUGUCUUUCUGUCAAGUACAAUACAACUUCUUCAGAGCACCCUCAACAUAAUAAUACAUUUGGGACAGCUAUGAAUAACUGAAGCUGAUCUUUAGCAUGAAGGUACUGCUCUCCAGUAUCCUCAUCGUAAAAUGGUCCAUGAAUUAUCUGUCAUUGUCUCUCAAGCAAUAUCUUAGUAUAAUAGAUUCUUCAUUACAAAUUUUUGCCAUCUGAGUAAUCCUGUGGAUGCUGUCAUUAGGUUCCGAGUUUAAAGAGAUGUCACAGAUGACUGUUCUUUAUCUAAUACACAACCCUUGAGGUCUUUUUUAAUAAAACUAAAAUGUUCUUUAA